Chelmon rostratus (copperband butterflyfish) is the source of this 4154-nucleotide messenger RNA. RefSeq names its product islet cell autoantigen 1 (gene ica1). Gene Ontology annotation, molecular function: protein domain specific binding. The transcript has 13 exons. Gene Ontology annotation, cellular component: Golgi apparatus. Lineage: Eukaryota; Metazoa; Chordata; Actinopteri; Chaetodontiformes; Chaetodontidae. The coding region runs from base 96 to 1520 and encodes 474 amino acids. The record is from RefSeq and is a predicted model, not a curated record. Gene Ontology annotation, biological process: regulation of transport.
CACAGACAGCUGGGCCUGCGGCAGGAGCGCCGAUGGGAGGAAUAUAGACGAGCCUUUUCCUCCAUGUUAUCAACACGGAGAGGUAAUCCUGAAAAAUGGAGGGAGGAAAUUUCGGCUACUCCCGAGACUAUCUGGACCGCUUCAUCCAAAGCCAAGACUCAUCUGUGGUGAACAAGUUCCAGCAGAAGUACUGGAAAACCAAACAGACGCUCAUCAAGGUCACCGGGAAGAAAGAGGACGAACAUGUGGUGGCGUCAGAUGCGGAUCUGGAUGGCAAGCUGGAGGUCUUCCACUCUAUCCAGAGAACAUGCAUGGAGCUGCUGAAGGUCAUCGAGCAGUACCAGAGGAGGAUCUGCCUUCUUUCCCAAGAGGAGAACGAGCUGGGCCGUUUCCUGCGCUCACAGGGCUCGCAGGAUAAAACCAGGGCUGGAAAGAUCAUGCAGGCCACAGGGAAAGCACUCUGCUUCUCCUCCCAACAGAGGCUGGCUCUGAGGGCCCCUCUGUGCCGUUUGUACCAGGAGGUGGAAACGUUUCGCUAUCGAGCGAUCUCGGACACGUGGCUGACGGUGAACCGAAUGGAGCAGUCCAGGACUGAAUACCGUGGAGCGUUGCUUUGGAUGAAGGAUGUGUCUCAGGAGCUGGAUCCAGACACACAUAAACAGAUGGAGAAAUUCCGCAAGGUUCAAGCCCAGGUGCGCACAACCAAAACAAGCUUUGACAAACUGAAGAAUGAUGUCUGCCAGAAAGUGGACCUGCUGGGAGCCAGUCGCUGCAACCUCCUCUCUCAUGUUUUAACAACAUACCAGACGACACUUUUGCACUUCUGGGAGAAGACGUCCCACACAAUGGCAGCCAUUCAUGAGAGCUUCAAGGGCUGUCAGCAUUAUGAGUUCUCCACGCUGAAGACUUUACAAGACCCCAUGGACAAGCUGGCUAAGAAGAAGGGGAAGAAGAAAAUAAAGGCAGAGGACGGAAAGAAAGCAGAGACCACAGACGACCAACUCAUCUCAUUAGUAAAUGAGAACACCAGCAAUGAGACCAGAAAAGGGAAUGAAGAUCCGGUCUCUGCCUGUCCGGAGUUAGAGGGAGAGGAGAAGGACAGCAUGGCCUUACUGAAUGAGAUCCUGGGCGGCAUGUCUGUGGACGAGGGCGACUUCUCUCGAGAGUGGACGGAAGUGUUCGGAGAGGCCGAGGACACGAGCGCAGCAUCAGGUAGACCAGCGGAGGCCCAACAAAAGGAAAACUCCUUCUUUCUGCCGUCUCAGCUGCUGGACCAGAGCUUGAAUAAUCUACAGUCUUCCCUCUCAGAUUGGGCCGGGAUCGUUCCACAGCCCGUCGCCCAGGCAACAGAGCACUCAUCUGGAGCCAAUCAGAACCCUUCUAAGCCAGCAGUGAAAGAGACAGCAGGGACGUCCAAAGACCUCUCAGCAUGGUUCAACCUGUUUGCUGACUUGGACCCCCUCUCCAAUCCCGAUACGGUCGGCAAAACCGGCACAGAGCACGAACUUCACAACGCAUAGUUCUUCCUCAGCGUCAUGGUGAUCUGAAAUGGGCGCCUUUGUUAGUGGGUACAGCAGAAUACAGCUGCCACCGCGACCAGAGACGAAUCUGAUCAGCCACUCGGUGGAAAUCAACUUGAGAUAGAGCUGAAAAUUAUUAUUCAAUGAUUUCCAAUUGUAGAAAAAGUACUGACACAGUGUAAAAAUACACUGUCAGAAGUCCUGCGUUCAAAUUUUUACUUAAGUAAAAGUACAACAAUAUAAGCAUCAAAAUAAACUUAUAGUAGCAAAGUACUCAGAAUGGCCCUUUUCAGUAUUGGAUUAGAAUUACUGAUGCAUUAAUGUUGCAGCAGGUAAAGGUGGAGCUAAUUUUAAUUGAUUUAUAUACUGCUAAGACGUUCGUCAAUGCCCCACCCCCUCUGGGGAUCAAUAAAGUUUUAGCUUAAUCUAUAAUAUUACAUCAUAAUUUACUUGUUGAUUAUAUUUUGUACAAUAAUCUGAAUCUGCAAAUAACUAAUUAAUUAAAUAACUAAAAAAAAAAGUUAUCGAUUGAAUAUAGUGGAGUAAAAAGUACAAUAUUUGCCUCUGAACUGUAGUGGAGUAUUCAGUGGCAGAAAAGGGAAAUACUAGUAAGAAGUACUUGAGUAAAUGUACUGAGUUAAUAUCACCACUGGUUAUUAUACUGGUCAUUCACUGCUCAUUUUCAAGCCAAAAUGCCAAAUAUUUGCAGGUUCCAACUAUAAUAUGUACUUUUCUUUAUCAGAUGCGGGAGUAAACUGAACAUCUCUGGGAAAAUCAAGCAUAUUCAAUACGUCAUAUAAUGGACAUGUUAAUCAAUAAUGAAAGCAGUCAAUAGUUGCAGCUCUGCUUGGAUCUAUUUCUUGUUAGAACAAUAUAUAAAAGGUCAUGUAUUAUAAUGACUGUACUAUGAUUAGACAUGUUUCUAAAGAUAUUGUGAAUUGUCGUACAAGAAGAAAGUUAAGUUAAACAAAAAAGGCUGGUACAACAACAUUUAAUGCAAUCAAAGCAUCUUAUUAUUAGAAUAAUAGUCAUUUUGCUGUUAUUGCAAUAAACAGAUCUAAUUUUUUGUCUCAUGGUGGCAGUGUUAGCGCUGCUGUAAGUGUCCCACUAACAACUACAGCUCUCGUCCUUUCCAUUGUGAAAGAAAUGAAACAUUUACAGGAAGACCUUAUUAAGCCUGUUGGCUUUUCCACUGGGUUAAACGUUUAAUGUUUAGCAUGGAUACCUCAGUAUGAGUUUGGAACAAGAAGCCUUCGACAUUAGCUGCCUUGGAAAUCUGUGGUCUCUAGUAGCACUCAUGCUUUAUUUCUGAUCCUCAUUACUGAAGAUUUCAAACAGGCAAAAAAACUGCAUUGUGAGAUAAAACUGUGGAAAGAAAGCAAACACGACAAAGAUCACAGUGCAAUAGUCCAUGUGUUUACAAAAUAAUGCAACAUGGGUGAGUGAAGUGAAUGCAGUCACAGAGAAAUAUUCAAAAACUGAUCAGUUCAACACUCCAAGCCGGUUAACUGAUCAGAAUUAUUGGCAUAAGGGUGAAGUUUCUUUCUUCAAACAGCAACGAGGUUUCCUCCUUAACAUUUAUGUUUUAUUUGUUGGCUUCAUGCUGUAUUUGUGAUCCCCUUUUGAACAUAUUCCAAAACUGAAAACACACAUAUCGCGUAUUUAAUUAUUGCAUGUUGCAUGCCUUGUUUUCUGCCAUCAUGUAAAAGUGUGAUCGAAUGAACAAUAAGUUUCUAUUAAUGUGAGAUUUUUCAUCAAUGUUCUUUAUCGUUUCACACAGAUUUAGCUCAGUUCUUGGCUUUUUUGGGUAAUAAAACGCAGUUUUCAGUGUAUUGUUUUCAGAACCAAACUAAAUGGGAAGUUUGAUAAUCAUGAAAAUAGUGAUGAUUUUGAUUUUGACUACAAUGCUGCAUAAAUUGAAUCAGAGUAAAUGCCUUAAUCUAAUCAUAAGUCAGUAAUAUAGAACCUCAUCAUAAUUAUUAUUGGGUAUAUUACAAGUGAUAGUGGAUUUAUUUUGUUGUACUUAGCCUUGUGUCAUUUUUGAUGUUCAAGCCAUGUGACAUUUGUUAAUAUUUAAUCAUAACCAAAUACAUUGAUUGCCUUACCUUGACUCCUAUUUGUAUAUAAACGCCAUGCUUCUAAAAAAUGAUGUUAUUAGUUGAUGUGUCCGCCUUGGAAAAGAUUACAUACCAAUCCAAAAAUGAGAUUUUUUGUUUUCUUUAUUGAAAAACACACAAGAUCUACAUAAAAAUGCGUAAUACAUAGGAGAACUGAAUCAUCAUUGCCAAACAUGGCAACUAUUUCAUAACUGCACUGCACAAUGAGCUAGUGAAUAAAAUCAGAAUAAGAAUGAUUGAAACUCUUGGAGCUGCAAGCAGAAGAGAGUAUCUCAACUUAAUUUGUGUGGAAUGUGUUGCAUAUUGUUCAUAUUUGUGUUUCUGUGUGCAAGUGGCUUGAUUGACCAACGUUUUGGAAUGACAUUUACUAGCUUACUAAAUCAGUCAUGUUUUCUUUUUCUUUAUGUGCUGUUGAAACAACUUGUGCAGGCAAUGUUAGGGCACAUCUGGUUGGAUACUGAGCCAAACUGUUUUACACAAAAAAUGUUAGUGUAGCUUUACUUCAAACAAAAAUCAA